AUGGAGAGGAAGCAAGAACUAGAGUGGUCUGAAGCGCAGAAGAUUGUGAUAAGCCGAGACCUUGUGGCUGCAGCUAAACAGCAGCUGCAAUUUCUUGCUGUUGUUGAUCGAAACCGGCAUCUCUAUGACAGCCCUGCUUUGUACAAGGCCAUUAACCGGUACAAAUAUGCUGAAUUUCAGGUGCGUUAUGUGAUUGAUUGUGCAAGUCUCUACAGGAGAAUCCUGGACAACAAGAAUGUUGUAUCUUCAACUCAGAGAACUUGCAAAACGAAAACAGAAGAAAUUUGGAACAAACUGUAUCGUAUACGAAAGAUUUAUGCAGCUUCAGAAAGCACCAAGUAUGCUAGUUUCAGCAGUCAGAAGGCAAAUCCCGCGCUCUGUUAUCAGGUAUCUAGAUCUUAUGUGAAUGACAACCUCUUGCUCAAGGGAGCUGUUGCCGGAUAUAAAGAAACAGAGAUAGGGCUAUUAAGCACUUGCGUUCCAACUUAUGACAUUGACCUCAUCUGGCACUCUCACCAAUUGCAUCCUGCUUCUUACGAUAAAGAUCUUGUGGCAAUAAUGCGAAAGGUGUUAGAGCAUGAUGACACAGAUUCUGACAGAACCAAUUGUCAAAAGCUAGAUGUUGGGUUUUCUGAGAUAACCAAGCAAUGGGAAGAGAUCUUUAGCACAAGGUACUGGAGAGCGGGAGCAAUGUACCAUGGUGGUGCUCCAUCUCCUCUCACCAUCAGUCUCACUGUCUCAGCCAACUGCAAUUACAAGCAGUUGGUGCUGAUUGUGGCGGUCAAAGAUUUACCAGUCGGACAUAAAGGCAGCCUCUUUGUCUCCUUUAGUAAGAAACAGCCAGACCUGUUCUUCAAUACCAGGAGAAGAAUUAACAUUUCUUCUGAAUCAGAGGAAAUGGUUUCUGGUUUUCAAUGCGAACCUACUGGACAUAUGCUAUUUGAACUUAUGUCCUAUUCUCCUUCGAUUUUGUCAAUAUCAAAGACUCCUAUACUAUUAAAAACCAUCACUCUGGAGGACCUCCUCGGUCCAGUUUCUAAACUGCAAGUAGAGAAGUGGUUUGGGUUGAUGGCAAAUUCUGCAGUUGUUGGAUCAAAGCCCAUCAUCCUACGCAUUGCUUUCUCUUUGACUACUCUGAUUCUAUCGUCAUAUGUACUGCACAUGGUUUGUACAUGUCCAUUAUCAAAGUCUUGUUUCCUUUCACUCUCUGGAAGGUUUCAAAAUGCUAAAAGCUGGACAUGUACUGUUGGUGAGGCCGAUAAUGAGCUUAUGAGCAUCCAAAUGAGAAAUCCAAGAACUUCUAGACCGAAGUGUACCCUCUACAUUGCUCUUUCUCACACACGUAAAAUCAUGAAUGAGUUAUCUGGGAGCAUUGAUGGUAGUGAGCCAUAA
Molecule: messenger RNA, 1392 nt
Organism: Prunus armeniaca (apricot)
Lineage: Eukaryota; Viridiplantae; Streptophyta; Magnoliopsida; Rosales; Rosaceae
Source: the annotation of a GenBank genome assembly